UGAUAUUCCUGGGCAAAGAGCAAAAGGAGUGUUCUUUGUAAGAGUGAUUACCAGCAAGACUACUAAACCCAAAGGUGCUGCCUGCCUGGAUACUUGCGCAGAUUUACCAUACUAUAGUCUUCCCUGAUUUUUCAAGAGCUUCACUCAAACACUAAGAAGGAACAAGAAAACCACCUUGCGUCAUAUAGGAAGUAUUGCCCACGUUAAAAUGAAUGAUUACAUAAGUUCACAUGAUAGUGCCCUUGGACAAAAAGCAGAUUACUCAAGACAGAGUAUCAAAAGCAGUCGACCAUCUGCCAAGAAUAUUUAUGAACAGAGAAAACAAUAUGCUCAGUCUUUGACUAAGGCUGAAGACAACUUUCAACAUCGUGUGGAACAUCUCUUAACAUAUGACUUGGAUGACAAUAUUCACAAUGUAGAGGAGUGUCUGAACCAUCUUCGUUUGCUUGAUGCUGAAGGUAGAAUAUGGGGUCAAGAUUUGCUCCUACAAGUGAAAGAUGGAGAACUGAUGCUAAACGACAUGGAGACCCGGGACAGUCUAGAAAGAAUUCCCCUGCAGAAUGUCCAGAGCUCGUGUUCAGUAAUGGGGUACUCAACAUAUAAUUCAAUCCUCACUAUUACUAUCCAAGACAAGAGAAAAUCAAGCAUAUUCCUUUUCCAGUGUGAUGAACAUCCGGCUGACAUUUUGCACACAAACCUAGAGAAAGCCCUGACACAAUGGAAAGGAAACCACAAAUACAAAGAUGUUCUCAGGAACAAUAUGGGGAGUCUCCAGACACAGAAUCAGAAAAUGGGACAGUUUCCCUUUCAGAGUGUAGGAUGGGAAAGUCCUAAAUCAGAGGAUAUUAGCGGAGAACUUCCCAAUGAUUCACCCACUUCCCUGAUGAGAUUUGACCAAGAGAGUUUGCAGUCCCUAAAUGCAGAACCAACUUUCCAGCCUCAAUCAGUAUCCAGAGUAUUUGAAACACAGCGUGAUAUUGAGGUUUUGAAUCAUGUGCUCCAAGACAUUGAGAUAUUUAUCGGGAAGUUGAAUAAUGGACAGAAGAAAAAAAAAGGAAAAGGUACACUUUCAGAAGCAGAAUUUAUAGAAUGUUUGCAGAAGAUAAAAUAUGCCUUUAAUUUACUGGGGAAGCUCCAAGACCACAUGCAGCAGCCAAGCCCAUUCGAUCUAGUCCACAUGCUUUUCAGUGUAGUGCCCGUGGUCUUAUCCAGUUGUCCAAAGAAAAACAUAUCUCCAUCUGUAGUGUCCCCCCUACCUACACAAAAGGCUUUGUUGCUACUGAGCUCGUGUGUCACAGACAAGGAGAGGCAAGUCUGGGAAAGCCUGGGAGAUGCAUGGAUGAGAACAAGAGCUGACUGGCCCAAUGGAAAGAACAUCCCUCAGUACAUUCCUACAUUCUCUGAUGGGUGGAUCCUGCCAGAGCUGCCUAUGUCCCCUAAUAAUGGACAGUCACAGAUCCAGCAAGACAGGCAUACUCAAUCCACUAAAAGGCAAUUUCAACCAGUUAUAAUGCACGUUCUCUGUGAUUUUGAGGCAAGAAAUAGUCGUGAGCUGUCUGUGAGGAAAGGAGACACUGUGAAGGUCCUGGACCAGAGAAGGCAGUGGUGGAUGGUAGAGAAUAAUCGGCAACAUAAAGGAUUUAUCCCAAGUAACAUCCUGGACAGUGGUGAUAGUGGACAAGUUCCUGAAGGUGUUGUGUCACUACAGCCAAGCUCUAGCCCAGAGCAUGUGACUGCAUGGCUUAAACAAAAGGGCUUUUCUACUAUUACAGUGCGGUGUCUUGGUGUUCUGAAAGGAAAACAGCUGCUGGAACUUAGCCGAGAGAACUUGAAAAGUGUGUGUCCUGAAGAGGGAGGCCGUGUAUUCACUCAGCUAAAUGCAGUGCGAGCAGCUCUUGGGAUAUGAUAUCCGGACCAGAGAACUAAUAUGCUGUACAAAACCUUUCCUACUGAGUGAAACCAGGCGUCAGUGAAGUACUAAUAUCGAUGGAUUUAUGUAAUCCGCAAAAAUAUUAACAAUGGGUAUUUUCUACUUAAAUUCAUUUAUGAAACCUACCUACAGCUUGUGGAUAUUGAUCAAAAGUUAUUUUAAUCUGUAAUACCACUUCAUGUGUUUAUUUAGGGAAUAAAAAUAUAUGU
Spea bombifrons (plains spadefoot toad) is the source of this 2139-nucleotide messenger RNA. It is a transcript of the gene EPS8L3, whose product is annotated as EPS8 like 3. Gene Ontology annotation, cellular component: ruffle membrane; plasma membrane; vesicle. The transcript has 20 exons. Gene Ontology annotation, biological process: positive regulation of ruffle assembly; regulation of Rho protein signal transduction; Rho protein signal transduction. Gene Ontology annotation, molecular function: actin binding. The record is from RefSeq and is a predicted model, not a curated record. Bases 209 to 1906 code for a protein of 565 amino acids. NCBI's taxonomy places the organism in Eukaryota, Metazoa, Chordata, Amphibia, Anura, Pelobatidae.